GACCAAGCUGCAAGUGCCCAAAGACGACCCUGUUCUUGCCCUUUUCCAGGCAGCCCGCAGGGACUCACCGUUUCCUGCUCGGUAGCAGAUGAUCUCGCCUGGAUUGGAAUCAUUCUUCACUCAGUCUGGGAGGCCACGACAUUCACGACCCCAGGAGCAAGCUACCCGUCGCGAGACAUCCCGCCAAGCUUUCUUGGAAUCCCACGCGAAUGAAGCUUAGCUCGAGGAGCUCCGUCAUCAGUCUCACAUAAUUAGGACCCUACAACACACAGCGAGCAGCGUGUGUUUCCUGUUGUCACAAUGCACCAUCCGCCACUACUCCCGGCAAAUCUUCUCCAGCUCCUCCUCCUUGUCUCCAGCACAUCGCCGCUCCUUGUCCGUGGCAGCAGCGAUGUCCUCCCCACGGCCGUGCGCAAGAUGUCGCUCGACGAGGGCCAGAAGCUGAUGCCCGAGUACGUCGCCUUCGCCGUGCCGCGGCAGUAUCCUCUCGCAGAGGCAGCGCAGCUCGACGCGGGAUACCUCGGCUCCCGCGCCGCCACCUUUCCAGAGGACUCGUAUGCUGCCUUCCAGCCGCCGUGGAGCAUACAUCUUCUGUCGCGCAGCAGCAACAGCAACAGCAGUCCGCGAGACUCGAGAGCCGCGGCGGCCGAGAAGGCACAGAGAGAUGUGCUGCACCGGCUGCAGGGCAGGCAGUUCUCAUGCCCGGACAACACGGCGGCGUGCACGAAUAUCGGGCAGCCGGACUACUGCUGCGCGUCCGGGACGACGUGCUUCUCGGUCGAGGGCGCCCCGGCCGCUGGCAACGUCGGGUGCUGCCCAAACGGCCAGAACUGUGUCGGGAGUGUAGGCGACUGCGCGGGAGGGAGCACGGCGUGUGCUGCAGAGGUUGGCGGCGGGUGCUGUAUACCAGGCUAUGUCUGUGCCAACGUUGGCUGCAUUGGAUCGUGGGUCUCGCUCAUCACUCAGACGACCGUCACAUCGACUGUCGUCAACGAGCCAACACCAUCAACAGUCGUAACCACCAUUGUCGUGACCGUCACCCCGUCCAUCGAGCCGACCACAAGGACAGUGACGAGCACAAAGACGAACAACCCGCCAGAGCCCUCCACCACCACCCAGACCCAGACCGACGACGACCCCUCCACCUCCCCGACCGGAUCCUCGAGCCUGGGCAGCGCGAUUGCCCCGGUCCAGCCCACAGCGCCAGCAAACUACUGCCCGACAGGUUUUUAUGCCUGCCUAGCCGUCGGUGUCGGCGGGGGGUGCUGCCGCACCGGUCGCGACUGCGCGACGACAUCGUGCCCGCCGCCGCCAGCCAUGACGACAUACACAAACAACGGCGUCACGGUGGUGGUCCCGGUCACCGACGCCGAGGACGCCGCGAACGCACUGCCCACGAGCACCUGCGCCGGCGGGUGGUUCCUGUGCGGCAAGGACGCCGGGCCCAUCGCGGGCUGCUGUCCGAGCGGGUACCAGUGCGGCACGGCGAGCUGUACGCUAGUAUCAGGCACGCCGGUCGCGACGGUGAACAAGGAGCUGCCGAGCUCUGGCAACUCGUUGCGGGGCUCAUUGAGUGGUGCGGUGGCUGCAAUGUUGACUGCGGGUGUGCUUGGUGCCAUGCUAGUAUAUUGAAUUGGCCCUUGUGCAUGGCCAGAAGCAGUAAGGACGGGAGUUUGAACGAUUUCACGCGUAUAUAUAUCACGACGACACGAAAGACGACGAUCACGCAAUACCUCGAAGCCAUUUGCAGGUCCGCAAGUGCGAAGCCGCACUGAAUCAGAGCAGUCUUACUGAGCUUGACCAGGCGCUUCAUCUUCAGCAUGGAUCGUGCGCAUAUAGUCUUGUUUUUCUAGCACUUACUCCAGGACAUACAUGACCGCCUUCUUGGAUUAUAUCUAUGGACCGCCAUAUUAUAGAUUUGAAUAUAGACAAAGAAUACAUAUCGCAGGACCGCAAUCCGACAGAUCUGGGUUGAGCUUGAAAUAUCAUAG
Microdochium trichocladiopsis is the source of this 1991-nucleotide messenger RNA. RefSeq lists its product as uncharacterized. Lineage: Eukaryota; Fungi; Ascomycota; Sordariomycetes; Xylariales; Microdochiaceae. The transcript has 2 exons. The coding region runs from base 301 to 1632 and encodes 443 amino acids. The record is from RefSeq and is a predicted model, not a curated record.